GCGCAAGGGUGGGAGCUGGCGGCCGAGGCGCAGGGGGGCCUGGGGCUUCUCCUCAGGUCCAGUGGGUGGGGCGGUGAGUUGGGACCCCGGCGUCAAGAGCAUGCCCCGGUGAGCGGGCUCCGGGCGCCGGCAGGUUUGGGGGUGUCUCCUCCCGGGGCGCCAUGGCGGCCCUGGCCAGUAGCCUGAUCCGGCAGAAGCGGGAGGUCCGCGAGCCUGGGGGCAGCCGGCCGGUGUCGGCGCAGCGGCGCGUGUGUCCCCGCGGCACCAAGUCCCUUUGCCAGAAGCAGCUCGUCAUCCUUCUGUCCAAGGUGCGACUGUGCGGGGGGCGGCCCGAGCGGCCGGACCGCGGCCCUGAGCCUCAGCUCAAAGGCAUCGUCACCAAAUUGUUCUGCCGCCAGGGUUUCUACCUUCAGGCGAAUCCUGAUGGGAGCAUCCAGGGCACCCCAGAGGACACCAGCUCUUUCACCCACUUCAACCUGAUCCCCGUGGGGCUCCGUGUGGUCACCAUCCAGAGUGCCAGGCUGGGUCACUACAUGGCCAUGAACGCCGAGGGGCUGCUCUACAGCUCGCCGCAUUUCACAGCCGAGUGUCGCUUUAAGGAAUGCGUCUUCGAGAAUUACUACGUCCUGUACGCCUCUGCUCUCUACCGCCAGCGCCGCUCUGGCCGGGCCUGGUACCUGGGCCUGGACAAGGAGGGCCGGGUCAUGAAGGGAAAUCGAGUCAAGAAGACCAAGGCGGCGGCCCACUUUGUGCCCAAGCUCCUGGAAGUGGCCAUGUACCGGGAGCCUUCUCUCCACAGUGUCCCUGAGACCGCCCCUUCCAGUCCCCCUGCCCCCUGAAAUGUAGCCCGUGGACUGGAGGCUCCCCGCACGUGCACCGAGCCGGCCACGGCCACAGCCUGUCUCCCAGCCCUGCUCCCCUGCCCUCACCCCUGCCGCCACACUCCUGCCCUGAGCAGCCCAGGCCCCAUCAGGUGCUCGAUCCCGAGGGAGCCAGGGGCCUGCCUGCGACUCCCCAGGCUUCCCGUUCCCCAGGCCUGGGAGUUCAGAGAGGGAGAGGCUGCAAACGGCCCUGGCUGCUCCCUUCUUU
Molecule: messenger RNA, 1089 nt
Organism: Hyaena hyaena (striped hyena)
Lineage: Eukaryota; Metazoa; Chordata; Mammalia; Carnivora; Hyaenidae
Gene: FGF11
Product: fibroblast growth factor 11
Exons: 5
Coding region: 162-839 (225 amino acids)
Biological process (GO): positive regulation of protein phosphorylation; animal organ morphogenesis; positive regulation of gene expression
Cellular component (GO): cytoplasm
Molecular function (GO): fibroblast growth factor receptor binding; growth factor activity
Source: RefSeq, a predicted model, not a curated record